Messenger RNA from Ostertagia ostertagi, 1305 nucleotides. The record is from the annotation of a GenBank genome assembly. Lineage: Eukaryota; Metazoa; Nematoda; Chromadorea; Rhabditida; Trichostrongylidae.
AUGGCUGCAGAGCGUGCGGCGCAGCACCGCGUCGCUCGGCGAGAUGCUGGACGAGCUGAUGGACCUCGGGCGCCUGGACGGCGGGCAUUACACGCCGCUGCUCAGCGAGGUGCCGCUGGGCGAGCUGAUGCAGGAGGUGAUGCUGCACUUCGGCCCGCUGGCCCGCCGCAAGGGCCUGACGCUGCAGGCGCCGCCGGUGGAUGCGAGCAUCACCUCGGACCGCCACCUGCUGCGCCGCAUCCUGUUCAACGUGGUCUCCAACGCGAUCAAGUACACCGACAGCGGCGACGUGCGCGUGAGCCUGGCGACCGUGGGCGGGCAGGUGCGGCUGAGCGUGCAGGACAGCGGCCCCGGCAUCCCGCAGGACAAGAUCGACGACGUGUUCCGCGACUACGUGCGGCUGAACCCGAUGAAGGCAGCGGAGGGGCUCGGCAUCGGGCUGUCCAUCGUGCGCCGGGCGGCGGAGCUGCUGGGGCACGAGCUGACGCUCGAGUCCGAACCCAGCCAGGGCACCUGCGUGAGCCUGACGCUGCCGCUGAGCCGCACGCAGCCGGCAGCAGCGGCCGAUGGGGAGGAGGAGUCCGUGGCGGUGGCGGGCGGCAGGCUCGCCGUGAUCGAGAACGAUGCCGACGUCCGCGACGCGAUGGUGGCGCUCCUCACGAGCUGGGGCUAUGCCGCGAAGGCGUUCAACGUGAUGCCGUAGUCCUUGCUGAUCGUGAUGUCAGCGAAGCCGUAGAACACGUCGCUCGCCGACGAGCCGGUGGGGUCGCGCAGCGUCAGCCCGAUGAAGCUGCGGCCAGGCAUGAAAUUGCCGAAGACCGGGCCGAGGUCGGCAUAGCCCGCGCCGGGGCUCUGGAAGCCGGUGCCCGGGCCGAUGGUGACCCCCGCCCCGAAGGCCGCGGGGUUGAGGUUGUUGGCCGAGGCGUAGAUGACGCCAUUGCCGCGCGAGAAGAAGCCCUGCGUGUAGACCAGGGCCUCGGGCGUGGGCUGGGAGGCGUCCAGCAGCAGGAAGAACUUGCCGUCCUCGAACAGCGUGUCGGGGAAGAGGUAGCCGCGCGUCUCGGCAUAGCCGGUCAGCGGGUUGAACCACACGCCGGUCCCGUCGCAGCACCCGCCGCCGGGGUUGGGCGCGGUGCUCAGCGGGACGGCGAGCGGCGUGUAGACGACCGCGGCCGGCGCGGUGGCGCUGGCGGCGAGCAGCGCGGAUGUGGCGGGAGCUUGCGGUUUGCAACUCCCGUGCCCGGCCCGGCAUCGCGCACCCGCCGGGCAGCGCCAUGCCCGAUUCGAGGGGCCUGCGGUGGGUGA